AACAACAUCGAACAAUGACCGAUAACACCAUGGCGCAACCUGCAGGCUUGGGCUCCAGCGUUGUGACGUGAGCAGGUUGGUCUUUACGUUCACUGCCUGCUUCCCCACACUCUUCGCCUGACGCCUCCCGUCUUUCGCAAGCGCUAAACCGAAACGUCUAUACCAAAUAGAUUGUUAAUCGUGGUCAGGCGUGAUAACGACUCGGUGGCGGCAUUAUUGCGAAGACAGAACAUGGCGAUUGACACCAUCCCUUACCCCGAUGCCACUGACCUGGCACAUGCUAAGAAAGGUUUCUACGCUGUGAAGAUACCGGUGUCCCACUGGCAACUCCGCCACUACAUCUCCUCGCCCGAGCCGGAGCUUCUCUACUACGCCAGCGCGAACGACAUCUACUGUCUGAACACGAAUACUAAGAAACGCAAACACAUUGCUACGCUGCCCUUCGAAGCCCGCUGCACAGCUUCUGGCUAUGGGUAUGUCUGCGUCGGAGGCGAGGAUGAUGGGCACUUUGCGGCCAUCAAAUUGGAUGGCUCCAGGGCAGGCGCGAUGGAGGUUGACACGGCGCUACCCGUGGAGCCUUGGCGGCAGGUCGGCAACGGUGCUGGUAGGAGGGCAGCCAGUGUCAAGGUGGAGCGGAUAGGGGAAGAGAUCGUCAACAGCAUCUCCAUCCACCGGAUUCAGGAUGAAGAGGCGCACCUGGACGAUAUCGUGGCGGUGCUUACGAACAACGACAAGACUGUCCGGGUGUACAGCUUGCCGCAGGGUCUGGAGACCACGGUGCUAGACCUGCCUUUCGCGAUGAACCAUGCUACCAUCUCGCCAGACGGACAUACGCUGGUUGCGGUCGGCGACUUCAACCAGGCGUACUUCUUCCAGCGAGAGAUACAGGAGACGCCGCCGCAGAUCCCGAAGCCACACAACAGACUCACUAGCGCGAGUAUAGAAUGGACGCUUACAAGUGUCGUCAGUCUUCACGGCACCGAGCAUACUCUAGGCUACUUCACGACGGCAUGGUCACCAAGCGGGCGGCUGGUGGCUGUGGGUUCGGAAAGCGGCUUCCUUACUGUCUUCGACAUGUCCAUUCUCAUGAGCCCUGAUUACGACGACGAGGAUGCUGUCGUAGCGGUCAUCCCGAGUUCGAGAGCAGAUCAACCGCCACCCCAUCCUGGUGCUGUCCGCUCCAUGCUGUUUGCGCCCGACCCAUGGGAUCUACUCAUCUGGGCUGAAGAUCAAGGCCGGAUAUGCAUCGGAGACCUGCGCACAGGGCUCAAGACGAAGCAAAUCGUGAACCUUGAGCCGAAAGAAGAGGGACUGGACAAGCUGGUGUUCGACGAUGUACCCGCAGAACGCGUUCCAACCUAUGUACCUGUCCACACGAGAGACAUGGAUGAGCUUGAGGCAGACUUUAUCCGACGCUAUAGACAAGCGCCGGAUAAUGCGAGUGCCGUUAAUUUUGCGACUGAGUACAUCGAAGCGCGAAGACGACAGCGGCAACAGAGGCAAGAUAUGGCUGCAUUGCGAUCUCAAGCUAAUCUUGUCGGUGUGAGUGCACUUGAGGAUGAUCCAGCGGGUCUCACAGCCCGUGAGCAGCAGAUACUGGAAAGCUUGCGAACGAGCAGACAGCGAGAAGAAGCUCGCGCGGCUGGGCAAGCUAACAGGACGGUCAAUUACACGUCGCCGGAGAUGUUUAGCGGCAGCCGCACGUUUAAUCCAGGUAUUCCGCAAAUACUACCUGCGUCAUCUGGGUCUACAUCUGCGGCAAGGCCCAUCAGCGAGAUUUUGAGCUCUGUGCCGGACUCAUUCCCCGAACUGUCACGCACUAGCGCUGCCAGUCCACGCCCGUCAUCUUCCCACUACACGGAGCAAGCACAACCUCCACCGUAUGGUGCGGGCUAUUACGCAGGUGCCAGCAGUACGCGACUAAGUGAGCCUUCUCGGCUGCCAAGGCGUCGCGCUUCCGUCGUGCUCUCUCCGCCCGCUACAAACUCGAGUUCGGCCUCUUCAUCCACCCUAGCAUCUCUCAGGCCGGGCGUUCCCCCCCUAGCUACACCUGAACCCGAAGACGAGAACCCCUGGCGAACAAUCGAAGAGCACAUGACGCUCGCACGAGGCCCGCUUUUCGAGUCUGCCCACCGCGCACAAGCCGCCUCGCCAGUCCCCGCAUCAGCGCGUCCCACAGAGCAAGAAUUAGCCGCCGAACUGGCCGCCGAACGCGCCCGCGCAAGGUCUCUGGCUCGGCAACGCGAACGCUUCCGCAGUCUGCGAGCCGAAGCUGCCGCCACGGACGCGCUCCGAACUUCGGCGACUACCACGGAGACGGUCCGCAGGAUUGCUGGCUUCCCGGAGGGCUACGAGGCGUUGGUGCGGAGGUCACAGAUGAGAGGGUAUAGUGGGAGAGAGGUAGGUGUCAGGACGGCAGGGCUCGCUAUCAGUCCGGAUGGCAGGACGUUGUGGGCUGCGUGUGAGGACGGCAUCUUUGAGAUCAGUCUCAACUUGAAAGCGAGGAUGUUUUGGCCUAGCCUUGAGCCGGUAUGAGGGACGAUUUUUAAGGGGGCGGGUUAACAUGAAGCAUGGCGUCUGGUGUUCAGCAUGCACUGCCGUCCUCUGGCUUUGAAGAGCACUGUGUGAGAGGGAGCUCACAUUCUGUACCUAUGUAGCAGUGUAUGAUUGAAAGGAUGCUCCGUC
Baudoinia panamericana UAMH 10762 is the source of this 2685-nucleotide messenger RNA. RefSeq lists its product as uncharacterized. Bases 232 to 2535 code for a protein of 767 amino acids. Gene Ontology annotation, molecular function: protein binding. The record is from RefSeq and is a predicted model, not a curated record. NCBI's taxonomy places the organism in Eukaryota, Fungi, Ascomycota, Dothideomycetes, Mycosphaerellales, Teratosphaeriaceae. The transcript is spliced from 2 exons.